AUGUAACUGCUUCCAUGCACUUUCAAAAACUGUGUUGUGUAGUGUACUGUCUCCGAUAAUUUUUAUCUCUUUUUGAAAGUCUAGUCUUCCAACUCUUUUUUAUUAUUAUAAUUUCUGCUUCAGCUAUAAUUUAUUAGAAAAAUGUCUUGUAGUUCACCAAUAUACAGUUGCAGAGGUCAGGGAAAUUAAUCUCAUAGUAAUGGGUGAGAAGGGAAUUUCUGUUUUGGAUAGAAUUGGGUGUGACAACAAGAGUGAUAUUGAUAGCAUGUAUCCCAAGUAUUUUGGUGUUUCUUGUGCAUUCUUUGCCCUCCAAGUCCUCUCAGAAACACAUGUUGAAGUUGAAAGAUGGUCUAAAAUCCGUGACACCAUGCUUCAAGGGAGUGCUCAGCUCUUGGGGUUGAUUGUGUGGAAUGUUCAAAAGGGAAUGCCAAAUGGGGGAGAGUGCAAGCUCAAGAGUGCUGAGAGGGAAAUUGAAAAUCUGAAAAGGAUGAGACAUGAGGAUGCUAAAGCCAAUGAGAAAGUUGUGGGAAUCUUUGCAGCACAAGAGCAAAGUUGGUUGAGUGAAAGGAGGAAACUUCGCCAGCAGAUUGGUGCUCUAUUGAAUGAGUUGAGAGUUUUUGAGAAAAACAAGGAUGCAGAUAUUUCUGAAUUGAAUCAGAAAUUGAAGGACAUGGAGGAUUUGGUGGAGUCAAGGGACAAGGAAAUUGAACAAGAGGAGCAGAAAGGGAAGGAGCUAGAAGAAAAGAUUAUCAAGGCUGAAAAGGAUGCAGAAGAGUUGAGAGAAUCUGCUAGGCGUGAAGCUCAAGAGCAUUCUUCUGAUCUCAGGAAGCACAAAACUGCAUUCAUUGAACUGGUGUCAAACCAAAGGCAGCUUGAGGCUGAGCUCGGUCGGGCAGUUAAACAACUAGAAGCAACAAAAGAGGAGCUAGCUUCUUUGGUAGAGAAGAAGGAGGAGUCAGAUUUAAUGUCCCAGAAAUUAUCUGUGGAGAUUGCAAAGUUUCACAAGGAUUUGGAACAGAAAGAUAAAAUUUUGUCAGCCAUGCUGAGGAAAUCUAAGCUUGAUACUGCAGAAAAGCAAAUGCUAUUAAAGGAGGUUAAGUUAUCAAAGGCUAGGAGGAAGCAUGCUGAGCAAGAAACAGAAAAGUGGAAGGCAGUUUCAGAAGGAAAACAUGACAGACAUUCCUUAAAAAGCAUGUUGGUGAACUUGAGUUCAAGGAUGGAUGUUUUUCCUGGUGCUAGAGGUAUGCAGCCUAGUUCAACAGGUUCUUCACACAUUGCAAAAGAACCGGACCAAAAUUCACUCUUUUCUGAUAACUAUUUGCAGCAAAGAAGUGGAGACUUGUCCAUUCCUGCUAAUGCUAAGAGAUUGGAAGAUUGGAUGCGAGCUGAGGCAGAAAGAUAUGCAACCCUGAUUGAGCAGAGGCAUCACUUAGAGCUAGAUGCUUUUGCGGAACAAAUGAGACUUAAAGAUGAGAAAUUAGAGGCAUUUCGGUGGCAGUUGUUGAGAACAGAGUUAGAAACAAAACAGCUGCAGUCACAUGUGGAGGGAUUGGUCAAGGAUGUGACUCAUUUAAGACAUGACAAGAUGAAAUUGGAAACCUUACUGUUGGAGAGAGAAGAUGAACUGAAUUCCCUGAAAGAGCAAUUUGCAUCAAAGUUGAGGCCAUUAAAUUGCAUUAGAAAUAACUCUAAUUUGCCCCCUCAAUCUUCAGAAGUAGCCCAAGAUGCUGUCUGGUCCAGAGUCAAGAUUGUAAAGAAAAAACCUGGUGAGCUAGAAAUGAUGGAAACUUUGAUUGAGGAAGAAUGUGAAAAGGAAGUACAGUGCCUGCCCCAUGAUCAUUUUAACAAUGCUAACUUACUAGUUCAAUCUCCAGAAAAUGAGAUUGAAGAAGCAAAAGAUGAUUCUAGGGAGGAUAGGCCUGCUCCUAUGCAAAAUCAAAGUCCAACACAAGUAGAAAUUGAUGCAUCUGAAAAGAUAGCAUCUACCAGCCAUCCCUUUAUUAGUAAGACAAAACAGUCCUCAUGGAAGAUGGAUCUUCAUGCUCUCGGAGUAUCUUACAAGAUCAAGAGGCUGAAGCAGCAACUUAUUCUUGUAGAAAGGUUGACAGGAAAGCAAACCAAUGAUGAACAAGCAGAAAUUAAUGAUGAUAGCAAAGUUGGUAUGAAGGCUUAUCUAUCCUUGACUAGUUUGCUGAAUAAACAACUUGGAAGAUAUCAAUCCCUCCAAGAGAAGACUGAUGAUCUUUGCAAACGAAUGCACGAGAAUGACCUCUACGCAAAUCGUGGAGAUAUGAAUGCUGCAAGAACAAAGGAGAAAACAUCAACACUGGAGCACUUCCUAGAAGAGACAUUUCAAUUGCAAAGGUACAUAGUUGCAACAGGACAAAAAUUGAUGGAAAUUCAAUCAAAGAUUGUUUCUGGAUUUGUUGGGGUGGCAGAAGAGAUGGAGAAAAGUGCUGGCAUUGACAUGAAGCGCUUUGCCGACAGUAUUAGGAAUCUGUUCCAAGAAGUUCAAAGAGGUCUUGAAGUUAGAACAGCUAGAAUUAUAGGAGAUCUUGAGGGGACACUAGCUCGUGAAGGAAUGAUAUGUUUUAGGAGUUGACUUGAAUGAGCUCAUGGGCCCACCAUACCACAACGUGACAGGGCAGUCUCCAACAAAAAAAAAAGUGUCAUUUUUGUAUAAAAUUGUCAAGCUAUUUUUCUUUUUGCAACAUUUUUAUUUAUUUUUCUUCUUUACAGCACUUGUCUUAUUUCACACUUCUAUCUUUGACCCAGUCGCUUAAAGUUUCAUAGUAGUAGUUAAGGAUACAAAGAUCAAUGUAAAAAAUAACAAAAUUUAUCUCAUAAAUUAGAAAUAACUCAUGCUCCUCUAUUUUUUGAAAAAUUCUCUUAUUUAACUAUUCUAAAAUUUGAAGAAAUAAAUUGUUUAUGAGAGAAAUGUUAUUCAUUGUUUAUACUAAUUUUUCUCUUAUAAGAACUUUUUAUAAAUUUAUCUAAAUUGGAUCUUUGUCUUCUUUUUGCACAUCUCUUUCAUUAUAAAUAUAUUAUGAGAGUGUAAUGUCAAAAUACUAUGACUCGAAAGAAAGAGGUAAAUAAACUUCAUAGUUGAUAUAUUUCCCUUAUUUUAAAAUUAUUUAACGUUUGUUUGGUUGCAUAAAUAGAAGUAGAAAAGAUUGGUGUACAAUGAUUUUAUGGAUAAAUACUAUAGGCAUUGUUAGUAUUGUUUUUUAAUCAAAGUUGAAGUUUCACCUUGAUAAUAUAUAUUGACCUUUAAUGCUAGUGUGUUGACCUUUUAUGCAAAUUUGAUUAUGCAAAUUAUGAAAGUAAAACUCUAAUUCUAAUUGGAGAGAAACACUAACAAUACUUCCAGGGCUCCAUCUAAAUUUUAUUUCAAAAUUUUCACAUUCUCGCUUUUAACUUACUCGAUCUAAUCACAUGAGCUUUGACUAUAGUUUGUGGAAUUUCUUUUUGUUGAAUCAAAUAUUUCAUGAAUAAGAUGCUUAUGGCAUCUGGUGAUGCUAUAAGUUCCCCUCUUGAGCGUUGUCAGGGAACCACAAAGCAUAAAUCGUUUCAGUCCUCUGGCUUUGCUAACUGUAAAGUAGAAGAAAAGCAUAAAUCGUAAAAAGAAGAAGAAAAGUGUAAGCAACAAUUCAUCUUCUUCACAAACUGCAGCAUUGCUUUUAUAUUUUAUUUUUGGCCCACAAAAGCAUACAACUUGCCUAAAAUUAAGAAGCAAAACUUCACCAUUUUAGAAAUAUAAAAGUAUUUGGUUUUAUAUUAAUCUCAUCGGGCCCAUAUCCCAUUAAUGCACACUCCUCACUCCUCACUCCUCACUCCUCACUCCUCACUCCUCACUCCUCACUCCUCACACACUAUUUUUAAGCAGUGUCAAAUUUGACAUGCUAACCAGCUCUUAUUCUUCCUGCCAAUAUUAUACGCUUACCCUAAAAUUGCAAAUAAAAAUUUGAGAAAUAUUAACCAUAACGCAUUCUUUUAAUAUACUUUAUUCUUUGUCAAUUGUAAUCCUAAAAAAAUUAUUCAUUUAAAAUAGUCUCUGCAGUUAAUUAAGAGUCGCUAAGUGAUAAUUAAAUAAACUGUGUUUCACAUAUUAAGUGUCACUUAAAAAUUAAUGCUUGCUUUACAUGUAAUAAUCCUUAAAUAAGUACUUAGUAAUUUUUUAUAAAAAAAAGUUUGAAAUUACUUUUUUUAAUCUUAUAAAAUUUUAAAUAAGAUAUUUUUUUAUCAUUACAUUUAAUAUCAAAAUAUUCUUCUAUUUUUAUUACCACAGGAAUAAGAGUUUAUACUCCUAUUCUUUAACAUAAAUUUGAGUACGAUAAAGGUAAAUCUUCUAAACUCACACACUAAUAAAAAAUAUAGGUUGAAAUAUACAUAAUAGAGUAAGUUUUUUUUAAAAUUACUCUCUAAGCAAUAAUAUUUUAGCUUAUAACACUACCUCAAUAAAUAUUCUCAAGAGAGAAAUGAGGUAUAAGAUACUAUCUAAAUAAAGAAUGCUGAUUAAAAAGAUAGUAGUAAUGUUUAUUUUAAACAAAAAUUGAAAAAUAUAAUUUUAUAUAAAUUUUAUUCAUGAUAUUUUCAAGACAUUUUUAAGGGUAUACCUAACAAUGUAGGGUGUUUGAAAGUUCACCGGACAUAAACAAAGUUGUACCAACAUAUCGUAUAUAAACUCAGUUUUGAAAUGGACAGACGAAACUUCUUAGAGUUAUUGAGGUUUCAAACACAUUAAUUUCCUUUUUUGUCCUGUUUAAGUGGCAAAUACCUUCAAUUAAUUCUGCAUACGACCCUCCAAUGCAUAUUUGCAUUACAAUGUGCUUGCUUGCUUUGAACUGCCGAUAAGUUGGGUUGAUGUCAAAUUUUAGG
Abrus precatorius (Indian licorice) is the source of this 4878-nucleotide messenger RNA. Its product is annotated as myosin-2 heavy chain, non muscle. The record is from RefSeq and is a predicted model, not a curated record. NCBI's taxonomy places the organism in Eukaryota, Viridiplantae, Streptophyta, Magnoliopsida, Fabales, Fabaceae. Bases 200 to 2602 code for a protein of 800 amino acids. The transcript has 5 exons.